Molecule: messenger RNA, 558 nt
Organism: Physella acuta
Lineage: Eukaryota; Metazoa; Mollusca; Gastropoda; Physidae
Product: insoluble matrix shell protein 5-like
Molecular function (GO): calcium ion binding
Source: RefSeq, a predicted model, not a curated record
AAACUUUGUUGCUCAUUUUUUUUUUAAACCCAUACAAUUUCUUCUCUGAUAAGUUCGAGUUCAUUUUAAGUGGAACACACUUUUAGAUUUUAAAAAUGGCUUCAGCGAACAAAGCAGUGCUGUUCGCUUCUCUUUUCCUGGCCGUCGUUGCCUGGCAACGAAGACUUCCGUCUGAACACAGCCACCAUCUCGACAUGGUCUUCAUCGAGGCAGACGUCAACCGGGACGGCAUUUUGGACAGGAAUGAAUUUUACCAAAGUUUCAAAGUGUACGACUUGAACAACGACGGCAACGUGACGAAGCACGAAUACAUGGACUACAACAACGUCAUCAUGCCCCAUCACUCCCAUAUCGUAGAGCCCAUGUUUAACUGGUACGACACGAACAAGGACGGACAACUCAACCAACAAGAUUACGUGACUUUCUUCCCUUUGAUGGACACCAACGGUGAUGGCUUGGUUACGGAACUUGAGUUUGAUACCUACUGGGGACAUGUGUUCAAAGACCAUGCAAAAUAAAGACUUCCUUUUAAAAUCAAGAAAUAAAAACUUAAUCCAU